Molecule: messenger RNA, 1441 nt
Organism: Pararge aegeria (speckled wood butterfly)
Lineage: Eukaryota; Metazoa; Arthropoda; Insecta; Lepidoptera; Nymphalidae
Exons: 7
Coding region: 248-1096 (282 amino acids)
Cellular component (GO): plasma membrane
Source: RefSeq, a predicted model, not a curated record
UUUCCCGCCCGAGAACAGUCGGUCAGGUUAGUUGGGCGUCCCGGCAGCCCUGGACGCACGUCUUUUCAGCCAAAAACGCGUCCCGUGACGAAAUAAUAACAGCUCGAACUUCAAAGUGCUUACAAGUGCUGAUAGCAAUGUAAUUAGUGAAACAAAGCGGAUUUUCUCUGAAAACAUGCACAAAUUUUACAAUUGCUCGUGAUAGUGACCAGGUUUGCAGCUCUACGAUAGAUCAACAGGUGUCAAGAUGAUGGAAACUGAUAAGAUGUCCACGGCCUCCUCAGUGGGUGCCGCGGAACGAAGGCCGCUGCUCCGGGCGUUGGUUAUCGAGAGACGUAUACUCUUCGCUUGCACCGUGCUGGUCGGCCUGUGCACUUUUGUAUGGAUUACUGCUGUUUGUACUGAGAAAUGGUUCCAUAUUGAAGGAGGCAGUGGUAUUUAUCUGGCUCCAAGCGGUGUGACUACUAAAGGUAGUUACUUCUUAUAUAGCGAUUCAGGAAUAUGGGAAAUGUGUAGGCAUGUGUUUUAUCCCAACGAAAUCCCAGCUAUAAAACAUAAUGCUACAACGCACGUACACACAACCCCAAGACCGUUCGACAUCACGGGCAUGAAGGGAGAGCCUGUUACAAAUUGCACAAACUAUUUAUCUACACCAUUAAUGAAGAAUGGAAAGCCUAUGGAUCCAGCUUACGAUAUAGAUAUAGCUAAUUACGUGCGAACAACAAUCUCCUUCGCCAUUAUCAGUCUGUUUGUAAUGGCGAUGGGGUGUGGUUUCUCCGUCUACACCUUCCGUAAUCCACGCUACAUGUUCAAACGGCUAGCUGCUGGCAUACACUUCAUCAGUACUUCGUGUACAUUCGUGGUUGUGCAAGUAAUGAUGUCAGCCGUAGAUCAUAUGAAGAAGAACUUGAAGUAUGUUUACCCACAUCCAGCCUACCAUUACUUUCACAUCAGUUUCUUCUUAGCGUGGUUCGUAGUACUAGUUAACCUUUUCGCUGCCGCCUCCUUUCUUUGGUACUCACGUAAGAGAAAAGGUGAUAAAGCGGCGACAGAUGAGCUUGCGAUGGCUGACGAGCCAACUAUCAUCGGUCGAUGACGCUGCAGGAAAAACUCCAUUAGACUCUUUUCGUCAAAUCGACAUUUCCUAAAGUCUCUUUUGAACAGUGCUCAAAUGACCAAUAGUUGUAAUUAUUAUGAAUGUCUUCCAUAUACAUUUUUAAUACAACUGCUUGGGUUGCAGUAUUCAAAUCUGCGAGUGUUCCGUUAGUAACUGUGAACAUUUUAAACUGAUAUGUACAACUCGCUAUCUUUGUUUUAUGCCUUGUUAAUCUUAUAGGUAAUCGUCUUGUUUAUUAUUAAUGUUGUUUUUUCAUUUCUCGCUUGAAAUGUUAUGAUAAGGGAUUAUAUUUACAUUGUGUAUGUUUUUUAGACUUAUAAGAUU